Messenger RNA from Synchiropus splendidus (mandarinfish), 8712 nucleotides. RefSeq names its product hypermethylated in cancer 1 (gene hic1). Lineage: Eukaryota; Metazoa; Chordata; Actinopteri; Syngnathiformes; Callionymidae. The coding region runs from base 198 to 2369 and encodes 723 amino acids. Gene Ontology annotation, molecular function: protein binding; RNA polymerase II cis-regulatory region sequence-specific DNA binding; DNA-binding transcription factor activity, RNA polymerase II-specific. Gene Ontology annotation, cellular component: nucleus. The transcript has 2 exons. The record is from RefSeq and is a predicted model, not a curated record. Gene Ontology annotation, biological process: regulation of transcription by RNA polymerase II.
AACUUGCAGUCAGAAGGUGAGAAGUCUCUUCAGCGUGUGAGAAAAACUGUCUAUGAAGGAGUAAAGCGGACGACUGCGCGCGUACCGUGGACGAGAAGCUUGACGGGAAACGGCGCAGCUUCGGCGAAGGAAUGACGAGAGGCGCGGAGCGACCGCAGGAGAUCCAGACAUGAGUCCGAGGUGUUGGAUUGAAGACGAUGCUGGAUGCCAUGGAAGUACCAAGUCAUGCUAGGGAUCUCCUCCUGCAGCUCAACAGCCAGCGCACCAAAGGCUUCUUGUGCGACGUCAUUAUCGUGGUGCAAAAUGCCCUGUUCCGAGCUCACAAGAACAUUUUGGCUGCCAGCAGUCUCUACCUGAAGUCACUGGUGGUCCACGACAAUCUGAUCAACCUUGACCACGAGAUGGUGAGUCCAGGAGUCUUCCGGGUCAUUUUGGAUUACAUCUACACCGGUCGCCUGAAUGAGGGAGACCCCACUUCACCCAAUGAGCCAAAUCUUGAUGCCGUUUUCGCCGCUGCCAGCUACCUUCAGCUGAUUGACUUAGUGGCUGUGUGCAAAAAGAAGCUGAAAAGAAAUGGAAAGUACCCGCCACGCGCGGGCAACUCCUUUCUGCCUUUUUCCAAGAUCGGCCCGAAUCCGAUGGGUCUAGGCAGCGGCGGCAGAUUUCGAGUUUCUACCCCAGUCAUCCAGCCAUGUCCACCUGGAGGACUUAUGAAUAACCAUGCGCCCAGGCCUUCACCACUAGAGGACCUCAUUCCUCACCGGCUUGCCAUCCACGCUGGGGAACUCUAUGCUCCUACGUCCAACCAGGGCGCUCAGAUGUUCCCAUCCCUGCAGUCGACUCUACCUGCCCAACUUGGCCUGCGCCAGUCCUACACCGAGAGAAACUGCUCCCCCAACUAUGGCCUGGAUCUCUCAAAGAAAAGCCCCAACUCUCAGUCUCAACAUACACCCUCCCAGUCCCACUUGGCAACUGCUCACAAUGACGAUGAACAAGAUGGCCGGCUGAGUGGUCGCAACAGUCCCGUCCAGGGGACAAAUGGGAGGGGCUUCCAUGCGGAGAAGAUGGAUUCGACGGAUCACAGAGGACCACUCACUCCCCCACAAUUUCCUCAUCUAAACCAGCAGUUCGGCCCGCCCCACCAUCAUCGCUCAGGCUCGCAGGGAACCGAUCGCUUCCCCUGCCCCGCCAGCCCUGAAACCCCCACUGAAGGUGGGCAGACUGGCAACAUCUACCGCUGGGUGAAACACGAGCCUUUGUCAUACACCGCUGAAGAUGAAGAGGAUGACGAUGACGAAGAGGAAGGGGGUGCCAACAGAAAUCACCACAAGGAGGAGAGUGAAGGAGCAGAGGACAAGAGUGGAUCUGGCACCGAGGAGACUGGCAGCAGUGAAGGACGCCCGUCACCUUCAGGGCCAAUAGGAAGGUUUCACCUGCCCUAUGAGCCGGAGAGUUUUGGGGACAAUUUGUACGUCUGUAUUCCCUGUGACAAAGGCUUUCCGAGCUCUGAGCAGCUCAAUGCGCACGUGGAGACUCACACAGAAGAAGAGUUGUACGGAAACUCAGGCGCUGACAUAGGAAACGGCAAUAACAACAACAAAAACAUCACUAACAGCACAAACGGUUACGGGAGCUUGAACAACAGCAACAGUUUAAACAGUCUGUCCCACCUCGAGCCGAAAACCAACCAAAGUCUGAAUUCAAGUGGCAUGGGAGAGAUAAUACGGCCCUACCGCUGCUCCUCUUGUGAAAAAUCGUACAAGGAUCCGGCCACGUUGCGACAACACGAGAAGACCCACUGGCUGACGCGGCCAUACCCCUGCAGCAUCUGUGGCAAAAAGUUCACGCAGAGGGGCACGAUGACGCGACACAUGCGGAGCCACUUGGGGCUCAAGCCCUUCGCCUGCGAGUCGUGCGGCAUGCGCUUCACCCGUCAGUACCGCCUCACUGAGCACAUGCGCAUCCACUCGGGAGAAAAGCCCUAUGAAUGUCAAGUAUGCGGGGGAAAGUUUGCUCAGCAACGCAACCUUAUCAGCCACAUGAAGAUGCACACCAACGGCGGGACAGCGGGAGGCCUGAGCGCAGACGGGAAGCUCAAGCUUGACUAUCCGGAGGGUAUUUAUCCUCUGAGCAAGUACACGGCGGAGCAUCUGGGGCUGAAGCAGGAGAAUACAAAUGAACUUCUCAUCCAAGCACAGCAGCAACUGGCGGAUGCAAAGGUCAUGGAAAGCCUUUACCCCCUAUCCAAACUGGCCUCUGAGCACCUUGGCCUCAACCAUGACAAGAUGGAUGUCCUUGGCCAACCCCUGCCCCCGCCCCCCCAGGCUGUGUCCGACGGCCGCACCAUUGACCGUUUCUCCCCCAGCUAAGACCUCCAGACCUCUGUAAAUAGCCACCACCAAUAGGUGGGUGAACACACACGCUCUCACACAAGAAACAUGCAGUAUUGUAAAGCCAUUCACCUCAACUCACCCUCUCCUCAGACGGAGGCCAGGGAACUGGUCUGCAAAUGCACACACACACAAAAAAAGUUUCCUAGUGCCUUGUCUAUGCAGUUCAUGACCCUUCAUAAAGGAGCACUGUGCUACGACGUGACCGAGAGACACUUACUAUUUAUGUUUUAUAUGCAAAUAACCAUUUCAUGAAUAACAACCAUUGAGCCAAAGCUAAACAAUUCUGAAUCAAAAUUUGUUUUAUUUAUUUUUGUAUGAUACUGCGAUCCAAUAAGAGACUGUCGCAACUUGUAAACAGACCCGAAACCUGUCUUCUUUUGACAUCGACAGCUUUAUACACGCAAUGAACACAAGAAUACAAUUCACGUUUUUUUGUCCAGAGCAGGGAAGUCACUGCCAAACUCUUCUGGACUUUAAAAUACGGGGAGGUUUGUUUAUGUAUGAGGUUCUGGACAGUUGAUGCGCCUAACUCUUCAGCUUCUUCUCAUCGUGUGCCUGAUUUACACGGAGUGACUGAAUGAUUCCAACAUUUGCCUUAACGUUUUGGUAAACUUUCCUCUGUUUUAUAUUUUCCAUAUUUUUUGGAAGCCAUGUGACAGUAAUGGUCGCUGCCUCAGCGUUGCCCUCCAAACUUGAGGGUAACGCUGAAUUUGACUGAGUGAAAUUUGACUGAGCAACGUCUUACUUUUGAGGAACAGGCGAGCGCUGAUGUGUGAUCUCACAUCUGGGACGCGGUUACUCAUACUGGACCGAUGAUAGAGAGUUCAAGAUACGUGUGACUUCAUCACAUGGUGAGGACAAAUCAUUGCCUAAGCUCACCAAGUGAAACAGAAAUCUGUUAGGAACGGCCCGAUCUGAUGAGUUAUCCUUGUGACAACAGUCAGAUGCCACUGUAGACCUCUGCUCCCUCACAUUUGACCCCGCUCCCCUGCAAGUCUGGCAACUCUUCUACUGUUGACAUGCCAAAGCCAGCGCAGCCUUCCUCUAAAAACACCUCUGAACGGUACAUAUCUCUCGUCUCUUCCAGUUCUACUAUACACUGUGUGAUUUUCAGUGACCCAAGAGGACGUUUAUUGUUGCUGUCUAUGCACCGCAAAACCAAAGAUACUUGUUUCACCAUUUUAUCUCGCACAUAUUGCACUUAAAUAUCUGAUCAUAAUGAUUUUAGCCUUGAAUUCAUGGUGCUUUCACGCCACAGCUUUGAAGUGUUACAAACCCCACGUAAAUGAGGCGUCAAAUUCCGAUCCUAAAAUCACACAGUGUGUCAUGAGCUUCGAACACAUUUAUCUGCCUGUGUUAUCGAUGCUAAAAGAAGUUGUCGCUGGGAGCAGGCGAACAGCGCCGGCCAGCUGCGCCUCAGUAAUCCCUGUAAAAUCUCACUUACUCCUGGACAAUUCGCACUGCUCACUGGCCGCGUGUCGCAUUUCAUGCCUGCCAUCUUGUCCGCUUAUUAGCAGCCCAUCUGAGCCCCGGCAAACUUCCUCUCACGUAUUGAAAUAAGAAAUGACAGAUUGCUGCGUCGGCUGACCACGAGACAAACGCCAAAAAAAAAAACAAAAAAAAAAAACUUGGGGUUGAAUGCACAUUGUCAUGAAAUGUUUCUUCCAAAGAAAAUGUUACUUUGUUCUCUUGUUUUUGCUUUUUAACUUCAGAUGAAACAUGUCUUACCACUAGUGCCAACGCCAACCUCAUACGGUGAAUGUGAAGAGAAAAGCCAUAAAUACACUGUGAUAGAGUGAAACUAAGAAGAGGAGAAAAUCUUCCAAAUGUUUUUUUUUGUUUUGUUACAAUCAUUAUAAUAAUAAGGGCUUUGAUUCUCGACUAUAUGUUUUAUAGUCUUCAAUUGACUUUUAAAGGAAAGCAGCACAGAUUUAACUGGUGCUUACCUCAGGACUAAACCCAGCGUGGGGAUGCUAUGCUUAAGUACACACACACACACACACACACACACGCCUUGUGAAUUAAACCUGUGGUUACUCUGUUUAUACACUUCUUGCUACUUGAGCAAGAGAUAUGACAUUUAAUAUUUUUACUUUUUUUUUUUUUUUUCCUUAUGCGGUAUACUUGUCUUGUCCUCAAAGAGGCUUGUGUUGGUCUGACCACUUCUAUUCUUGUAACAUAAGGCUUCAGAGGUUGUUUUAAUAUUGUCUUGAAUGUCUACUUGUGAAUUUAUAUCCACCACUAUGUCGGCAUUACUAUUUGGUUUUUAUCACAUCGAGGGCUUGACCACACUUUUUCAUUUGGUAUAUCUUUUACGCCCACAAAUCUGAUGUUUUUGAAAUUGAAACGUAUGUUUGCCUGAGACAAAUUGAUUUUAUUGCUUUUUAUCUGCCUCAAGCUCUUGAAGUAAGGAUUUUUUGGGAAGAAUUUGUGCCAUGUUUGAGUAUAAUUAAAUUCACCCGUCAGACAUGACCUUAGAUCAGUGGUUUAUUUCUCAAAAAUGAGUAAAUAAAAAAAGGAUUUACUUGCAUUUCAUCACUAUGGGACGAAUAAGGGGCAUAUAAACUAAUUUCUUCUGCCCCACAAAAUGCUGAUAACAUUUUAUAUUCUUCAUUCAAUCUUCAAUAAAUAAACAUAACAACCAGACAUUUUUUGUUGUCCAUAGUAGUCGCAUUUCAACACUCGUCUUUAGAGUGCUCACGUAUCACCACACAAAAUAAGAAGUUUUCAGUCUUCCAAAGUGUCAAGUCAAAUUUAUUAAACAAAAGCACAUGAGCAUUUAAGCAGGCUGUUCAUGAUGGUGCGUUCAUGGCUGUCAAAUUUUUAUUAAAAUAUUUAAAAUGAGUUGGUGUGAAUUUCAAUAAAAACAUCGUAGUGUUCAGCUGAGAAUGAUUUCCUUUGACUUUAUUUUGGGGUUGUGACUCAGAGCUUUAAACAGUUGAUGAUUAGUCAUGGUUUGUUUGUGACAUUAAAACAAGCAGUCGUGGGAAUUUCAUAGACUCCAUUCACUAGUUCUAAUGAAAAUCUGGCUCGCAACAUGAAACUGUUUCCACUCUGAAUCAGAGCAGGAUAGAAGCCGUGAGACGUGGAGCCCAGCUCGGUUGCAUCAACACCAGACAGGAGGAGGAAGCUGCCGCGUGUUUGUGCGUCCCUGGGCCUUUUAGGCUCGUGAAGGUCCGCAGACGACGUUCUGGGAAUAGCGUCGGUGUGAGGGAGAAGCGCUGAGGAGCAGGAAGUGAACUUUUGGUGUUGAGCUAAGCAGGAUGUGCCGCGUGUUUCUGCUCAAACCCAGAUAGAGGGACGGUGAAUUAGGGCGGGAGAGGAGCAGGGAGAGCGCAGCAGGGUGGGCUCCAGCCAUUGUCUCAGUAUGAAAGCCUCUCCGCACUUCUGAAACUCUCCAUUCACAAAACGACUUUUCUCUUUCCUUCCUUCUCUGCAGAAUCCUGAUACUUCACUGUAAUGUCUAAACAUGUUAUAUGGACAGAAAUAAUAAUGAAAAAAUUAGCUACAAUGAUCCAUGACAAAUAAACCAUUUUUAUUACAUGUUUUUAGGACAUUUUGUGACAUGUUAGAGUUAAAAAUAUUAUGGAUUAAAUCCAAUAAAGGAAAGAAUAAAAUGAGAAAAAUAUUGACUAACAUGAACUGCGAUUAUGACCGGCUAUUAAAUAUCAUUAGCUCAGUGGAUAGUUCAGCAAAAAACACCUAGUGCCAACAACUUUCUGAAGAACAUUUUUUUUUCUGUUCGUUCUACUUCCAAAAAUCCAUGUAUUACAUAAUACCAUCAAAGUACGUGACUGAAUGAGAUCCAGCAGCAGCUCAUAGACCAAACAAGAUAUCAGUGUCAGGUUUGAAAAAAAUGUGAAAUGUGGGCUUGCAGGACCCAGUGUGUACAGCUGGAGACAAAACUUUUACAUCAUCUGAACUAUAUAUUUGUAUGACGUAUCGUAUGUGAUGUAUCGGCUUUGCCAAGCAUUUAUCAGUCGAUCUGUAAACAAAAUAUCUUGAGAAACUAUGACCAGAUUUUGAUGAAAACUUUUGGUUUCCAUUGUGGGAAAGAGUUCCAGCAAGCCACUGUCUCAUCGAGUGUAUUUGAAUUGAACUAUUGAUGACUGUAAUUGAUGUUUUAAAGUUAUCAAAUGAUGUCUCUCUCCUUCCAAACCUAUUAAACAUCGCGGGAGCAAAAACUGAUAAAUCGCUCCUGGAAAAAAAAGGCUAACUCAAACCAGAACCUGAAAAUGUCUUCACAACAAGCCCGUCAUAAUGUCUUAAAUCUACUUUCUUAAAGCAAAUUCAGUCACAGAAACUAUUAAAAGCAGACAAUGAAGAGCUAAAUUGACGUAUGCUGCUUCAUUUAAUCGAUGUUUUUCACUGAUCUAUCAUGCAAAAUGGAGAUCAACGCUGCAUGUUACUCUGCGCUCUGUUGAUACAGGGGACUCCACACUCUUGAGCGGUUAGUGUAGUUGUCGUACAAAGCUGUGCACCUGUCUACAACAGAGUACAAGCAAAAGCGAUGACACAGUCAAGAGCGCUUUUUUUUAAACAGCUGGUUUGAAUAUAUUUCCUUGAACGGCUCUUUUCUGGAAAACCCAUUGUAUUGCGAUUCUUUAUGACUCCUCUGAUCCCUGAGAAGUCUGACAAUUGCUUUUCCUUUGGCACUUUGCUCCUUUUCAUUUUCCCCUCUUGUCUUUCUCACCACCGUCGUCCUGCGCUUGGCUGGUUCAGAAACGCUGUUCCCUCGCCGCUCACGGCUCUGUCCCUUCUCUCUUACACUCUUCACGCUGACCCUUAGCGCCCCUCCUCUCCCCUGAUCCACUUACCUCCAGCUGUUUUUCAUGCUGAAGAAGACAGUUAUCUAAAUGUUUACGUGCACAGCUACUCUCCCUUUCACUAAACCGCGAUCAAUUUCCAGAGAGAGCCUCGGUGCCAUGUGUCAGAAUGCAGCAGAGUCUGACGUCGUCGUUGCGCACGGGCCGUGGAGCCAAGAAAGUGCUUGAAAAGGGAGAUUAAAGGGAGCAUAUUGUGGUGGAGGAAAUGUGAAAUAAUGCGAGGGGAAAUCUUUGGGGGGGGGGGAGGGAUAUGCUCCAAAAGAUGCCAGUAAAGUAAACAAGUAUGAAAUUGCACAAUUGAAGUGGGCCCCGACUGCAGAGGCCAAGUCAUGCGCUGGGAUGGAAGUAAGGAGAAGCAGAGGGAGAAACAGCUUGUGUUUGACUGUUGGAACCUUCAGUAAAUAAGAAAAAAAUCUUGACUUUUGUAAUUGGGACCAAGUCUGUUGUGGAGGACCAGCUCACCGGCCACGUUUACAGCAGCAUGAAUGCAAACUCUAAAUAAGAAUUCACUCGGAUUGCAUUGUUUACACGCAUUAGUCAUGAGGUUAUUACGCAGUUUACGUCUGACAGGGACUUAUAUUUACUCAGGAUCACUCACAGCACAGAGAGCGACUACUGUCUGCUCUUCACCUCAUGACAGGGAUCUUUUUUUGGAGCGAUUUCACGUGCACCAGGCUUUAAAAUUCUCAUGAGGAUUUUUUUUUGUUUUUGAUUUUCUAUUUCGAUGUGUGUUUUUUUCUAUUGUAGACAACACCUAAAGUAUUUAGGAAUUUUUAAAACUAUUUUUUUUUAAACUUUAUUUGCGACUACAAUAGAUUUUGCCUAGGAAGUCAGUAACCGUCCAAAAACAAAAUAAACUGAAUUAAAAAACAAUUCCUGGCCACAACCCUGAAAUAAUCAUCUUUGAAAAAUGCAGCAGCUUAUUAUAUUCAUAUUUCUCUUCUUCUUGUCUUGUUGAUUUUCCUUCCCACUUUGGAAAAACACAUGAAUGCACCAUCAGGAAGUAGCCUCUUAGCAUCACCAGCUUGUUUUGAACAACAAAAGCAUUACAUUUUGAGAGUUUACCUGAACAACUGACCAUCUUGGUUCCUCAUCCUCAUGUUAGUAAACAUCACCUGAAAGUUUGAAAACAUGAACCGUCAACACAAAUUCAGUUCACUGUCACAUGACAGAAAUCACAUGGUGGAUUAUCAGAAAGUUACUGUGAAGCUUUAAAAGUUUUAAACAAAUGCCUUGUUUCACCAAAGCUCCUGUGCCAAAAAAAAGCAAUUCAGCAGACCAAACAGUAUUUCCAAAGUUCCUGCGCCUCGAUGCCAACAUUGAGCUUUGGGGACCCGAAUGUAUUUAUUGCAUGUCAAAAUGUCUCAUAGUUAUUUUGUGUACAUUUUCUAUGUGGGUUUUUGAUAAUGUCAUUGAUUUAUAAUGCUUUUAUAUUUCUUUCUUGAACGCCAAUGUGAAAAAUGUCUGUUUGUUCUUAUAAUCAAACUUGGCAA